AAAAGCACACACAAAAAUGAUGAUGAAAGCAAGAAAAACACGACCCCUAAUCGGGCCGAUGAUUAGACUCCUCAACAACACACGCAUACAUUCUACCCACACGCUCAAUUCCCAUCAUUCAUUCAUCCAACUUUAUUUUCUUUUUGGCAAUUUGAAAUCAUAAGUCAACCUCAGUUCAUCAUUUGGUCUUGUUUCUUCCAAACACCACCUCAUUUCCCACUUGUUUUUCAUACCUUUAUUAUCAUAAAUCUUCUUUCAUUCUCUUGUCCUUUAAUUCAAUUCUUUAUAUCAUCUCUUACCAUAUAUAAUUAUCAUUAUUCAUCAUCAUAACUAAACUAAUAAUUUCUCUCUAUAUAAUUAGAAUUUAGAAAAUAAGCACGUUGCCUUUCUUAAUUCAUCCUUAGUUUAGCUUCGUUAUUUGUUUUGUUAAGUUGGAAGUCAUGGGUAGUAGUAGCAUGAAGGUUCACCCAUUUGCACGUGGGUUUUGGGAUAAUCAUCAAUCUCAUGACCCUCAAGCUGGCUUUUCUCUCGGUUGCAAGCGGUUUCGACCUCUUGCUCCUAAGGUUAACACCAACAAUGUCGUUGCUACUCCUUGUUUUGAUCUCAAGAGUUUCAUUAAACCCGACAACGGCCCUAGAAACCAUGUUUCUCCUUGUCAUCUCAAUAAUCAUUCACCCUCUCACCAGGUGGAAUCGCAGGCGGGAGGAACACGAUGGAAUCCAACACAAGAACAGAUAGGGAUCUUGGAGAUGUUAUACAGAGGAGGAAUGCGGACUCCGAACGCGCAACAGAUAGAACAAAUAACAGAACAGUUAAGCAAGUACGGUAAGAUCGAAGGGAAGAAUGUGUUCUACUGGUUUCAAAAUCAUAAAGCUCGUGAAAGACAAAAGCAGAAACGCACCAACCUUGGCCUUAGUCACUAUCCUAGAACACCUACAGCUGCUACUGCUACUGCUGCUACUGCUACUACUCAAGUUGACACAUCCAUAACCUUAACUCUAGAUACUAAGUUUUCAUUACAGGCUGACAUAGAGGAGCAACAGAUGAGUCCAUACAAGAGGAAGUAUAGGAACUGGCUGACAUUUGAAAGCUCGGACGAGAACCCGCAGAAGGAAGACAAAACCCUUGAGCUCUUCCCAUUACACCCGGAGGGAAGAUGAUAAGCAAACGUACUCAGCCCUCAGGGUUAUCUUGUUAGAUACAACCUAGUUGUAUGGUCACGAAAAUGAUCGAUCUUUUAGUAUGUAGUAAUAAUGUAGUACGUACUAGUAUAACUAGUAUUAUUUGGUUAAUUACGUACCAUAAUUAUGAUAGAGAUGCGCUUUUCUUUCUUCUUUUCCCAUUUUUCUACUACAGGAUAAGAAGAAAGACAAGAUGGUCUUUCUUUGUAAUAAUAGUUAGUUUUAUGUUAUUAUGCUCUUUUUCUUAAUGCCAGAAUUGAAUUUUCUGA
Messenger RNA from Spinacia oleracea (spinach), 1450 nucleotides. Its product is annotated as WUSCHEL-related homeobox 4. Lineage: Eukaryota; Viridiplantae; Streptophyta; Magnoliopsida; Caryophyllales; Amaranthaceae. The record is from RefSeq and is a predicted model, not a curated record. Gene Ontology annotation, cellular component: nucleus. Gene Ontology annotation, biological process: procambium histogenesis; phloem or xylem histogenesis; cell division. The transcript has 3 exons. Bases 441 to 1160 code for a protein of 239 amino acids. Gene Ontology annotation, molecular function: DNA-binding transcription factor activity; DNA binding.